Messenger RNA from Drosophila ficusphila, 907 nucleotides. Its product is annotated as serine protease 1. The record is from RefSeq and is a predicted model, not a curated record. Gene Ontology annotation, biological process: proteolysis. Gene Ontology annotation, molecular function: serine-type endopeptidase activity. The transcript is spliced from 2 exons. Bases 42 to 851 code for a protein of 269 amino acids. Lineage: Eukaryota; Metazoa; Arthropoda; Insecta; Diptera; Drosophilidae.
CCAGUUGAGUUCCUUCACUGAACACGCAACAAAUCCCCAAGAUGAAGUUCCUGAUCAUCCUUGCCCUGGCCGUGGCCGCCUCCGCUUUCCCGGAAGCCGAGCUGCACCACCGUAGCCGCGAGAUGCCCGUGGUUGGAGACAUCCAGGGUCGCAUCACCGGAGGAUCGACCGCCGCCGUCGGCCAGUUCCCCUACCAGGUGGGACUCUCCCUCAAGCUGAGCGCUCUGUCCAGCGCCUGGUGCGGUGGCUCCCUGAUCGGCAGCCAAUGGGUUCUGACCGCUGCCCACUGUACCGAUGGAGUUCAGUCCGUGUCCGUCUACCUGGGCGCCACCGUGCGCACCGCCCCCGAGAUUACCGUCACCGCCUCGUCCAUCAUCAUCCACUCCGGCUGGAACAGCGCCAACCUGCGCAACGACAUCUCCCUGCUCAAGAUCCCCGCCGUCUCGUACAGCACCAAAAUCCAGCCCGUCACCCUGCCCUCCGUCGCCAGCAGCUACUCCACCUACGCCGGUGAGACCGCCGUCGCCUCCGGAUGGGGACGCACCAGCGACUCCUCCUCCUCGGUGGCCAGCAACCUGCAGUACGUCGACCUGACCGUCAUCACCAACACCGUGUGCGCCAACACCUACGGCUCCUCGAUCGUGACCGCCUCGAACAUCUGCGUGUCCACCACCAACGGCAGGUCCACCUGCAACGGCGACUCCGGCGGCCCCCUGGUCCUCAAGAGCAACAGCGUCCAGAUCGGUCUGACCUCCUUCGGUGCCUCCGCCGGUUGCGAGAAGGGCUACCCCGCCGCCUUCACCCGCGUGACCAGCUACCUGGACUGGAUCAAGAGCAACACUGGCAUCUAAAAAGGAUCCGUCAGGGACUUUCAUCCUGCACUUAAAUAAAAAAUGUUUCUAUCGAA